AUGAAGACCUCCCUGAUCGCAUUUGGUGCCCUCCUCGGCCUGGUUUCGGCCCAGCAUGCUGUCGUACACAACGACUGUGCUGGCACCGUGUAUGUGCAGUCGUUCCCAUACGAUGGCAGCGCCGCCGGCCCUCUCACCACCCUUACCAAGGGGGAAACUUUCUCCGAGAAGUUUAGAGCAUCUGGCUCGACCGUCAAGAUCGCUAAGACGAAGACGCUGACUACGCCUCUCUUCUUUGGCUAUUCGCUCACGUCCAGCCCAAACUACGCAUACUAUGAAUUUAGCUCGGAAUGGGGCAACCCCUUCGCAGCGGAUGCCAACUCGCUCAGUCCCGGGGCCGGCUGUAUGGACUUUGACUGUGCGGCCAAUGACGCCGCUUGCUAUAGCACCCCAGCUCAUAAGAAGGUCUAUGGGUGCCCCCGGCCAGUUAACCUGACGGCGACCCUAUGCCAGUAG
This is a messenger RNA of Penicillium lagena, 456 nucleotides long. RefSeq lists its product as uncharacterized. Bases 1 to 456 code for a protein of 151 amino acids. The transcript is spliced from 3 exons. The record is from RefSeq and is a predicted model, not a curated record. NCBI's taxonomy places the organism in Eukaryota, Fungi, Ascomycota, Eurotiomycetes, Eurotiales, Aspergillaceae.